CCAGGGAGGCGGGGAGAGCCGGAGUCCACCGGUGCGCCCCGCGCGCGCCAGCCUUUAUCCCUGUGCCUCAGUCUCGCAUCCACGCAAGGGGCUAGCGCUCCCCGCGUCCCUUGGGGCCAUCUCUGGGCCCCGUCUGCAAAGCUGGCUGAGCGCCAAGAGGCGCGGGGCACCGGCCCUGCAGGAGCAGGCGUGCCACCCCCGCCCAUCCCGCGCGGGCGCGGGCGCUGGGGCACCGCGAAUCCACGUGAUUUCCCGGCAGCGGCCGCCGGCUCCCAGCACCCGCCGCCUGCCUGCUGCUCUCGGCGCCUACUUUCAGUUUCGUGGGGAGCGCAGCGAAGCCAGGAGCGCAGCCGGGGCCUGUCCUAUGGAAAGAACCUGCAAGUCCAGCACAGGGGCUUGGCCGGGAACCCAUGAGACCCCCUCUGGGGACAUCCUAGGACAUCUGUGAUGAAUCAGGAAGCAGGGCUGGCUCCUCAUGGACCCCAUUAGUCGCCACCUGGGCACCAAGAACCUGUGGGGAUGGCUCGUGAGGCUGCUCUGCAAACACUCAGAAUGGCUGAGUGCCAAGGUGAAGUUCUUCCUCCCCAACAUGGACCUGGGUGCCAGGAACGAGGCCUCAGACCCCACAGAGAGGGUCGUCCUACAACUCAGAAAACUGCGCACCCAGAGUCAGAUCACCUGGCAGGCGUUCAUCCACUGUGUGUGCAUGGAGCUGGACGUGCCGCUGGACCUGGAGGUGCUGCUGCUGAGCACCUGGGGCCACGGAGAAGGGCUCCCCAGUCAGCUGGAAGCUGAUGAGGAGCGCCCACCUGAGUCUCAGCCCCACUCUGGCCUCAAGCGGCCACAUCAGAGCUGUGGGUCCUCCCCUCGCCCAAAGCAGUGCAGGAAGCAGCAGCGAGAACUGGCCAAGAGGUACCUGCAGCUGCUGAGAACGUUUGCCCAGCAGCGUUACGACAGCAGGAGCCCUGGGCCAGGACAGACGGUCGCCUGCCACCGAACCUACAUCCCGCCCAUCUUGCAAUGGAACCGAGCCUCUGUGCCCUUCGACACUCAGGAGGGGACUGUUGCGGGGGGCCCCAAGGCAGAAGAUGGCACAGAUGUGAGCAUUCGGGACCUCUUCAGUGCCAAAGCCAACAAGGGCCCAAGAGUCACGGUGCUUCUGGGGAAGGCGGGCAUGGGCAAGACCACGCUGGCCCACCGGCUCUGCCAAGAGUGGGCCGACGGUCAGCUGGAGCGCUUCCAGGCCCUGUUCCUUUUCGAAUUCCGCCAGCUCAACCUGAUCACAAACUUCCUGACACUGCCGCAGCUCCUUUUUGAUCUGUACCUGAGGCCCGAGGCGGGCCCGGAGGCGGUCUUCCAGUACCUGGAGGAGAAUGCUAAUAAAAUCCUGCUCAUCUUUGAUGGGCUGGACGAGGUCCUCCACCCCGGCUCCAGCAAGGAGGCUGCAGAUCCUGAGGCCUCGGCGUCAGCCCUCACCCUCUUCUCCCGCCUCUGCCAUGGGACCCUCCUGCCCGGCUGCUGGGUCAUGACCACCUCCCGUCCAGGGAAGCUGCCCGCCUGCCUGCCCACAGAGGUGGUCACGGUCAGCAUGUGGGGCUUUGACGGACCACGGGUGGAGGAGUACGUGAGCCGCUUCUUCAGCGACCAGCCAGUCCAGGAGGCGGCCCUCGCGGAGCUGCGGGCCAGCAGGCAUCUCUGGAGCAUGUGUGUGGUGCCCGCGCUGUGCCAGGUCGCCUGCCUCUGCCUCCACCAUCUGCUCCCAGGCCGCUCUCCAGGCCAGUCUGCAGCCCUCCUGCCCACCGUGACCCAGAGCUACGUGCAGAUGGUGCUUUCCCUCAGCCCCCAAGGGUUCCUGCCUGCCGAGUCCCUGAUGGGCCUCGGGGAGGUGGCCCUGUGGGGCCUGGAGACGGGGAAGGUUGUCUUCACUGCAGGAGACAUCCCUCCACCCACGAUGGCCUUCGCGGCGGCCCUCGGCCUGCUCACCUCCUUCUGUGUGUACACGGAACCCGGGCACCAGGAGACAGGCUACGUCUUCACCCACCUCAGCCUGCAGCAGUUUUUGGCUGCCCUGCACCUGAUGGCCAGCCCCAAGGUGGACAGAGACACACUUGCCCAACAUGUCACCCUCAAUUCUCGCUGGGUGCUGCGGACCAAAGCUAGGCUGGGCCUCUUAGACCACCACCUUCCCACCUUUCUGGCCGGCCUGGCCUCCUGCGCCUGCCACCCCUUCCUCACACCCCUGGCACAGCAGGAGGAGGUGUGGGUGCGUGCCAGGCAGGCGGCAGUCAUGCAAGCCCUGGAGAAGUUGGCCACUCGCAAGCUGACGGGGCCAAAGCUGAUAGAGCUAUGUCACUGCGUGGCUGAGACACAGAAGCCGGAGCUGGCCAGCCUCGUGGCCCAGAGCCUCCCCCAUCACCUCUCCUUCCGCAACUUUCUGCUGACCUAUGCCGACCUGGCUGCCCUGACCAGCAUCCUCGGGCACAGGGAUGCCCCCAUCCACCUGGAUUUUGAGGGCUGCCCCUUGGAGCCACACUGUCCUGAAGCCCUGGCAGGCUGCGAGCAGGUGGAGAAUCUCAGCUUUAAGAGCAGGAAGUGUGGGGAUGCCUUUGCUGAAGCCCUCUCCAGGAGUUUGCCAACAAUGGGGAGCCUGAAGAAGCUGGGGUUGUCAGGAAGUAGGAUCACUGCCCGAGGCAUCAGCCACCUGGUGCGGGCUUUGCCCCUCUGUCCACAGCUGGAAGAGGUCAGCUUUCAGGACAACCAGCUCAAGGACGGGGAGGUCCUGAACAUCGUGGAAAUACUUCCCCACCUGCCGCAGCUCCGGAUGCUUGACCUGAGCCGCAACAGUGUCUCCGUGUCAACUCUCCUCUCCUUGACAAAGGUGGCAGUCACGUACCCUACCAUUAGGAAGCUGCAGGUCAGGGAGACAGACCUCGUCUUCCUUCUCUCCCCACCUACAGAGAUGACCACAGAGCUACAAAGAGACCCAGACCUACAGGAAAAUGCCAGCCAGAGGAAAGAGGCUCAGAGGAGAAGCCUGGAGCUCAGGCUCCAGAAGUGUCAGCUCAGUGUCUAUGAUGUGAAGCUGCUCCUCGCCCAGCUCCGGAAGGGUCCACAGCUGGAUGAAGUGGACCUCUCAGGGAACCAGCUGGAAGAUGAAGGCUGUCAACUGGUGGCAGAGGCUGCGCCCCAGCUGCACAUCGCCAGGAAGCUGGACCUCAGCGACAAUGGGCUUUCUGUGGCUGGGAUGCAACGUGUGCUGAGUGCAGUGAGAACCUGCCGGACCCUGGCAGAGCUACACAUCAGUCUGCUGCACAAAACCGUGGUGCUCAUGUUUGCCCCAGAACCAGAGGAGCAGGAGGGGAUCCAGAAGAGGCUGACACAUUGUGGCCUGCAAGCCCAGCACCUUGAGCAGCUCUGCAAAGCGCUGGGAGGAAGUUGCCACCUCAAGUACCUCGAUUUAUCAGGCAAUGCUCUGGGGGACGAAGGUGUGGCCCUGCUGGCUCAGCUGCUCCCCGGGCUUGGUGCCCUGCAGCUGCUGAACCUCAGUGAGAACGGUUUGUCCCUGGAUGCUGUGUUCAGUUUGACCCAGUGCUUCUCUACAGUGCAGUGGCUUCAGCGCUUGGACUUCAGCUCUGAGAGCCAGCACGUCAUCCUGAGCGGUGACAGCAGAGGCAGGCAUCUCUUGGCUGGCGGAUCUUUGCCAGAGUUUCAAGCUGGAGCCCAGUUCUUGGGGUUCCGUCAGCGCCGCAUCCCCAGGAGCUUCUGCCUCAAGGAGUGUCAGCUGGAGCCCCCGAGCCUCUCCCGCCUCUGUGAGACUCUGGAGAAGUGCCCGGGGCCUCUGGAAGUCGAAUUGUUCUGCAAGGUCCUGAGUGACCAGAGCCUGGAGACCCUGCUGCGUCACCUUCCCCGGCUCCCCCAACUAAGCCUGCUGCAGCUGAGCCAGACGGGACUGUCCCCGAGGAGCCCCCUGCUGCUGGCCGACCUCUUCAGCCUGUACCCACGGGUUCAGAAGGUGGAUCUCAGGUCCCUCCAUCACAUGACCCUGCACUUCAGGUUUAGCGAGGAGCAGGAAGGCGGAUGCUGUGGCAGGUUCACAGGCUGUGGCCUCAGCCAGGAGCACAUGGAGCCGCUGUGUUGGUCGCUGAGCAAGUGUGAGGACCUCAGCCAACUGGACCUCUCCGCCAACCUGCUGGGUGAUGACGGGCUCAAGUCCCUCCUGGAAUGUCUCCCUCAGGUGCCCAUCUCCGGUUCGCUUGAUCUGAGUCACAACGGCAUCUCUCAGGAAAGUGCCCUCCGCCUGGUGGAAACCCUUCCCUCCUGCCCACGUGUCCGGGAGGCCUCGGUGAACCCGGGCUCCAAGCAGACCUUCUGGAUUCACUUCUCCCGAAAGGAGGAGGCUAGGAAGACACUAAGGCUGAGUGAGUGCAGCUUCAGGCCAGAGCACGUGCCCAGACUGGCCACCGGCCUGAGCCAGGCCCUGCAGCUGACAGAGCUCACGUUGAACCAGGGCUGCCUGGGCCUGGAGCAGCUGACUAUCCUCCUGGGCCUGCUGAAGUGGCCGGCGGGGCUGCUGACUCUCAGGGUAGAGGAGCCGUGGGUGGGCAGAGCCGGAGUGCUCACCCUGCUGGAAGUCUGUGCCCACGCCUCAGGCAACGUCACUGAAAUAAGCAUCUCUGAGACCCAGGAGCAGCUCUGUAUGCAGCUGGAAUUUCCCCAUCAGGAGAACCCCGAAGCCGUGGCCCUCAGGUUGGCUCAUUGUGACCUCGGGACCCACCACAGCCUCCUUGUCAGGGAGCUAAUGGAGACAUGUGCCAGGCUGCGGCAGCUCAGCUUGUCCCAGGUGAAGCUCUGCAAGGCCAGCUCUCUGCUGCUGCAAAGCCUCCUGCUGUCCCUCUCUGAGCUGAAGAACUUCCGGCUGACCUCCAGCUGUGUGAGCUCUGAUGGGCUAGCCCACCUGACAUUUGGUCUGAGCCAUUGUCACCACCUGGAGGAGCUGGACUUGUCUAACAAUCAAUUUGGCAAGGAGGACACCAAGGUGCUGAUGGGAGCCCUUGAGGGCAAAUGCUGGCUGAAGAGGCUUGACCUCAGCCACUUACCUCUGGGCAGCUCCACCCUGGCCACGCUCAUUCAAGGACUGAGCCACAUGAGCCUCCUGCAGAGCCUCCGUCUAAGCAGGAGCGGCAUUGAUGACAUCGGCUGCUGCCACCUCUCCGAGGCGCUCAGAGCUGCCACCAGCUUGGUGGAGCUGGGCUUGAGCCACAACCAGAUCGGAGACGCCGGUGCCCAGCACUUAGCUGCCAUCCUGCCAGGGCUGCCUGAGCUCAGGAAGAUAGACCUCUCAGCCAAUGGCAUCGGCCCGGCAGGGGGAGUGCGGUUGGCGGAGUCCCUCACCCUUUGCGAGCACCUGGAGGAGCUGAUGCUUGACUACAAUGCUCUGGGAGAUCUCACAGCCCUGGGGCUGGCCCGAGGGUUGCCCCAGCACCUGAGGGUCCUGCACCUGCGGUCCAGCCACCUGGGCCCAGAGGGGGCGCUGAGCCUGGGCCAGGCACUGGAUGGAUGCCCAUACAUGGAAGAGAUCAACUUGGCCGAGAACAGCCUGGCUGGAGGGAUCCCACAUUUCUGUCAGGGGCUCCCGCUGCUCCGGCAGAUAGACCUGAUGUCAUGUGAGAUUGACAACCAGACUGCCAAGCCCCUCGCCGCCAGCUUCGUGCUCUGCCCAGCCCUGGAAGAAAUCAUGCUGUCCUGGAAUCUGCUCGGUGACGAGGCAGCUGCUGAGCUGGCCCAGGUCCUGCCACGGAUGGGCCGACUGAAGAGAGUGGACCUGGAGAAGAAUCGGAUCACAGCUCAUGGAGCCUGGCUCCUGGCUGAAGGGCUGGCUCAGGGCUCUGGCAUCCAAGUCAUUCGCCUGUGGAAUAACCCCAUCCCCCAGGACACGGCCCAGCAUCUGCAGAGCCGGGAGCCCAGGCUGGACUUUGCUUUCUUCGACCAUCAGCCACAGGUCCCCUGGGAUGCUUGACGGCCCCCGCAAGACCCUUCCAAUACAGCCAAGUGAUGUCCGCUUCCAUCCCCCAGGAUAGAGGGCUCAGGAAAAGAGCCUCAGCUGGCUGUCCCGGCACACUGUUCCGGGAGGGAGAGACGCCGUUUUCCAGGCACGGUCUUCAGAAUGGACUUUAUGGGCGACAAAGAGCCUACUAUGGCCAACAGACCACCCUCCAUCACACAUGACAUGCAUGACCAGUCGGGAAUAUGCAGCACAGUGAGGAUGUCGUGGCGUGAUGCAAGACACAGAAGGUUGCACGUGGCAGCGUUCCAUGUGACAUUGCAUGAAACCUGCAGUGUGGCCUGUGGGUUGUUGGCGUGGGUCCUAGCACUACAUGUGAUGGGCAGUCCAUAUUUGAGACGUGGCAAAUGUCCAUGUCAUAUGCCAUGUGGCUGGCCAGAUGCCCUCAUGCUGGUCCAAGAUUUAAUUUAUUAAUUUUUUAAACAAAGUAUGUAUUUAUAGAUUACCUUUCCAGAGCAGCUAAACCAGGGAAUGUCUUCCAAACAAGUGCGAUGAGGAAAGCAUACAAGCACUGAUCAGCCCAGUGGCCUGAGGUCCAGGGCCCUGGGCCAAGCCAGGGAUUUAGCCACGAGGCUUGUGGAUGACUAUCCUCUCGCCUCAAGCCUCAGUUUUCCCAAUCUGGGAACUGGCUCACCCCUCCUGUAGCUUCCCAGGUCUUAGAGCCCAGGUCCAGGUAGCGUUAGCCUGACCUUGGGGAUCACAGGCCUGGGCUGUCCUGUGUAAGGGACAAAGCCAGAUCUAAGGAUGCAGCGGGUGGGGACUGCCAAGUUAGGCAAGGCCGCUGGACCCGGCCACUACCUCAGUGGAUCUGACUGAACUCCCGGGAGCUCACAGUGUUCAUGUUGUUUCCAAGAAGGCCCAAGGAUUGUGAGCCAACUUUGAUCAAUAAAUGUGAGUGAUCUUCCGGCCUCUA
Messenger RNA from Sus scrofa (pig), 6974 nucleotides. It is a transcript of the gene NLRC5, whose product is annotated as NLR family CARD domain containing 5. The record is from RefSeq and is a predicted model, not a curated record. Gene Ontology annotation, molecular function: GTPase activator activity; small GTPase binding. Gene Ontology annotation, biological process: positive regulation of MHC class I biosynthetic process; nucleocytoplasmic transport; activation of GTPase activity. Gene Ontology annotation, cellular component: cytosol; perinuclear region of cytoplasm; nucleus. Lineage: Eukaryota; Metazoa; Chordata; Mammalia; Artiodactyla; Suidae.